AUGAUCUGGGCAUCAACGGACCAGGACGAGCAAGCAAUGCACGAUAUGACGGGCCACUUUGGCAUGGACGAUGACCUGACCCACCAGCCGAGCAGCGAGCAGCACGGUAAUUACAGCAACAACGUCUGGGGAGGGAUUCCCCCAAAUAGCUAUUCCUCCCCACAACAGACAUCGCCCAUCUAUGAAUACCAGAACUACCACAUGAUGAACCAUGGGCUACCGCACAGUCUACCCGAGCAGUCCACCUUUACGAGGAUGCCGCCUCCACCGGCCCAUCAACAAACUCUCCUGCCACUUCUUCCCGCUCCGGCUUGGAUGAAUAACACGCCCGCGAUGUCCAGCUUUCCCUCCACCAUGCCCAGCAUGUUAACGAACCCGGGCGGGCACCCGACACGACCGGUCAGAAUGGCGCCCAACUCUGCCCGGAUGCGGGCGUCGAAACCGUCGUCACAACCUGGCGGCGGCAGGAAAUGCCUAAGAGAUGAUGAGAAGCGGCAUAUGUGCCAAAUCCACAUGGACUUUCCGAAUAUGAAGCAGGCGGAAAUUGGGGCUGUCUUCAAUGUCGAGAGAAGCACUGUCUCCAAAGUCCUGCGCCAGAAGGAGAAGUUCCUGUCCCUCGAAGAGCCCAGUGUCUCGCCUGCCAAGCUACCAAAGGGCAGAGCACAAGACAUCAAUCUCGCCCUCCACAGCUGGUGGCACAACGAAUGGAAAAGGGGCAUUUUGCGAAACCGUGAAGAGAUUAGAGAGGAAGCCAUCAAAUUUUCCAGUAUCCUUAAUAACCAAGAGGGCCUCCAAAAGGCCCAUGACGACCAGUGGCUCGAUGAGUUCGUACGGAACCACAACGCCAGUACGAAAAAAGAGAAGCAACACAACGCCAGUAUAAAAAAACAGAAGCAUAGCGGCCGCAUGAAACUCUCCCGCCGCUCAUCAGCGACGAAUAUGGCUGACAUCCCCAUCUAUGGCCAGGGUUCCGCAGGUUCGUCCAUUGCCAACACGCCGAGCGGACACUCGCCUGGCUCCCCGUAUGACUUUGCAUCGCCACUGUCUGGAGUCAAGGACGAAGACGAUUACGCGCCCUUUAGCUCCAGUGGAUACCGCCAUUCAAACUCACGUAGCACUACAUCUCUGUCCAGCAACUUCACUGACACGACUGUGGGAUCCUCCUUCUCCGGCGACGGUUCUAGCCCCGCAACCCCCUUCCCCUACUCCCCGGAGACGACACAAGGUCCGUUCGCGCCGCCACAGUAUGCGGGGAGCAUAGCACCCUUGGACCCACAGCGCCUGCUCUCGCAGACCUUCCCCAUACUCGCCAUCGACGCGGACACAGCUACAACUGCCACCUUCCCCCACCACUCCACCUCGCCGACCUCCCUCGACGGAUCCUCCGACCCCAUAGCCAUAACUCCCUCAACGACCGCCAGUACUGCGUCGACCUCCCCAACCCCAGACGACGCCCGCCUCGCUCUCGAGACCUUGCUCAGCUACAUGGAAGUCGCGGCACCACAGGGCCUCGUCGACGAAGCCGAAUACCAAACCGUCGUCAAGCUGACCGAGCGCAUGCGCCAGCACAGUCUCGGGUCCAUCAGGGGCGACAUCGAGCCCGGGAAUAUGGAGUGCAGGAUGGGCGUCGGUGUGUAG
Molecule: messenger RNA, 1638 nt
Organism: Pseudogymnoascus destructans
Lineage: Eukaryota; Fungi; Ascomycota; Leotiomycetes; Thelebolales; Thelebolaceae
Exons: 3
Coding region: 1-1638 (545 amino acids)
Source: RefSeq, a predicted model, not a curated record